UGUUCUCGUGAGCUCUCUAAGAUAUGACGGAGCCUGACCAUUUAAAGCUUUGUAAGUAAGGAGUAGGAUUUUAAAUUCAAUUCUGGAUUUUACAGGGAGCCAGUGCAGAGAAGCUAAAACAGGAGAAAUGUGAUCUUGUUUCUUAGUUCCUGUCAGCACACAUGCCACUGCGUUCUGAAUUAGCUGGAGAGUUUUCAGAGCUUUAAUGUGUCACUUUCAGCAUACAGCUUGUUUCUAUCAGUCAGUAAAUGUUUAACCUCGAUGGCAGAGGGGAAAGGAGUGACCACCUCACUUUCCCAAGGAGUAUUUUAUUGUCUGUGAGCUGUGAACCUUGUCCAUCAACAGCUUCUCAGUCUGAGCAGGAACACGCACUAGGGACUCCAUGAGUUCUUUCACAGGCUGCCAGGAAGCGAUGGAAUUUCCACGUUUUACCUUUAAUCCAAAGGAAGGGAUUGAUAAUCCAGCUCUGGUGAUCACUGAUGAUCCUGAGCCUGAUCAGAGCCUUGUGCCCAGAUUGUGCCAGCUGAAGCGUCUGGAGGGGCAGAGAUUUGGUUUCUACCUGUGGAUGGACCAGAGCAGCCGGGGCUUUGAGGUCAGAGAUGUGGAGCCAUGGAGUCCUGCAGAGCAUAGCGGCCUCAGAGAUGGAGACAGAGUGCUGGAGGUCAAUGAGGAGUACGUGAACAACAUGGACUUCUACAGGGUGGUGAGGAAGAUCCAGUCAUGUGGUCUACUCUUGUUUCUCCUCGUGUUGAGGAGGGAAGGGUAUCAACAGGCAGUGUCUACUGGUAUGGACCUGCAGACUCUAGCCAAAGCCUCCAAAGGGGACUGCUGGUCCCGACCCAGACUGUGUCACAUCAGCAGACACCUGGGGCAUGGCCUGGGGAUGACCAUUGUCCCAGUCCAAGGUCAGAAGGGUCAGUACAUGGUGAGGACAGUGACUGAUGGUCCAGCAGAGAAAGCUGGUGUCUGCACUGGAGACAGACUGAUCUGGCUCAACGGAGUCAUGGUGUCAACACUCACACAUUCCACUCUCAACAGAAUUGUGAAGAAGAGUGGGGACUCAGUGACAGUGCUGGUCAUUGACAGUGAAAGUGAGUCUUGCAAUGUCAGGAGGAAGAUGCCCAUCCUGCCUGUGGUGUCAGAAUGCUGCAGCCUCCCUCACACUGCCAAAACCAUGCAUCUGGUUAAAGGGCACGAUGGAUACGGCUUCCUGCUGAAACAAGAGAAGCUGGCAGGCACUCAACUGAAAGUCCAUGUGCUGAGGGAGGUGGAUGUGGGAAGUCCAGCUGAGGGGGCACAGAUGGAGAAUGGAGACCUGCUGCUAGCUGUCAAUGGGAAACCUGUUGAGUCUAUGGAGCAUGAGAACAUUGUCAGAGAGAUUAGACAAAGUGGUGAUAAAGUCACCCUCACCUCUAUAUCUUUACCAGGAAGAGACUUUUACAGAAAGUUAGGCAUUUCUCCCCUAUUGUUCCAUGACAAAUCUCCACUCCAGGAUGACAGGCAGCAGACAGCAGAUGGAUGUCUGUCAUAUCCCACAGUGUGUGUUCAGGAAAGGGAGGAGACGGGCUCUGGUUUUCACUCAGACUGUGUCCCACUCAGUCAGGAACUUUAACCACACAGGUAUGAUCCUGCUACUCAUUACAUCCUCAUCCUCACUGUGACUCUGGCAGAAAUACUGUGUCCCAUCCCAGCCAGGGGCCUGCUUAAUUUCCUCACUGAUUCAGUUUUUAUCAAAUUGCAUUAAUUAGCAGAGGUUUACUGCAUGUCAGAAUCAAAAUCCUGGUUGGAUAUAAGUUUCUUAAUCAGGAUUCUCUUAAGUUACAGCUUUUAAGCCUGUCAGUCAGUUCUUUGAACAGCAGUUUCUGACUUCACAUACAAAUAUUACACAGCAUCAGAGAGGCACCUGGAAGCGUCUGCUGAACCCCAUAACCUGGAGCUGUAGAAAUCAAAUUUCUGUGGACAGGUACAUUUUAGUUUAAAUCCUGAGCCCCCUGACAUAAGUACUUUUACAACGGGAAUGGGGUUAUACUGAUAACAUCUUGAUCCCUACUAGGGUUGUAGUGAUAUACUGGUUUCAAGGUAUACCAUGAUAUAAAAGUUGAUGGUUAUUAUACCAUGUACAUUUGCUCAUCUACGAUACUGACAAAAAAAAAUGUAACUGGACGUUGAAUCUCCCCUUUAUUUGAGUUAUUUUUUAAAUCCAUUAACAAAAUGGUUUGAGGUUUCAAUUAUAGUAAUAAACCCUUUGUUUCAACCUAAAAUAACCCUUCUGCUUUCAUUCCUUUAAAGCUCAUUCUGACUGAUAAGAUAAAUUCUGUAAUACCGUGAAAACACAAUUUUUUUUUGGAUACAGUUAUUGUCCCAUGAAAAUCUCAUACCAUUGCAACCCUCAAGAAAAGACAGAGGUGGAGAAAAGAUAGAAAGUAACUGAGAGUGGACCAUGUAGUCCUCAUUGUGGCUCCCCAGCUUCCAAGGGCCCUCUGGCUGGGUAGAAAGACCAUUCAAGUGCACCCUGAUGGAUGCAUAAGAGCUGCUUCCAUCACUGUCACCGACAAGUCAUAUGUUGUUCCUGUGGCUCGUGUGGUUCCUCUACAUCAGUUGAGUGAUGAGGAAAAGGAUGUCCGUUCAGACAACUAGGAAGGCUUUUCUCCUGUUUCAAAUGCCACAUACGACCUCACCUCAUUGGGAAAAAAAAUAAUAUGUGGACACAGCAUAUGACCCCCAGACUUUGUUUUAUUGCCAGUAUACUGCUUACUGACAGUGUACUUCUACUUCUACUUCUACUUAAGAGGAAAACAUAGGACCACUACAUUUACCUGACAGAGACAUAUUACUGGUUACAUUGCAGAUUAAGAUUUUACCCACAAAAUAAAACAAUUCAAAUAUGAUGCAUUAUUAUUCAAUAAACUGUCCAGCAUUAUAUUAGAGUUGUUGGGAUUCACAGGACCACAGAUGAUUUGUCAUUUGGUAAAAUCUAAACUGGACAUUUAAAGGCUUCCUUCUCUGCAUGCUCUUUGAUCUCCAAACAAAGACCGCUAUUUGACACCCAUCUCCAGGAUCUCUUACCUCACACCUCAGUGAGACACAAGUCUCACAACUUGAUUGGACAGGACUUUUGCAGUGACAUGUGACUCUGUGAUGUCAACGGCAUCUGUAGAAGGUCUGCUCCCUUCAGACAGUCCCCUCUCUUACUCGGGAACUGCGGAGCAGCCUACACCUUUUUCUGGCUGGGCCUGGACCAGCCCAGAUGCUCAGACCCUUGCUCCUUGCCAUGAACCAUCAAAGGUGGGGCAAUUGAUCACAGACUCUCUAUCCUGAACCAGAAAGUUAGAGGUGCAAGCACAAGGUUUGCAACUAGCUUUCCAGCAACAAGGAAGUAAGUGAGUUAGCACCCAGCGUCUAACUCUGCAAGGACCCCAAGCGACUGGCUUCCUCGGAUCAGAACCUUUGGAACAAGGACACAGCAAAGACUGCAUCUGGAACCACAGCUCUUUCCGGCCUUCUUCCGCCGGCUAACAAAGAAGCAAACCACCAAGUGACUCUUUCUUUCAUCCACUCAAGGAUUGGUAACAUAACAACUGGGCAUAGCUUUAUCACAGCUUUACAGGCUAAGCAAGACUGUUUAACUUGUUGUAUGUGAUUUAAUGCUCUCAUUGAGUUAUUGUUGUGAUUGUUUGCAGUAAGGUCAUUGAUUGGUUGGCUUUGCCAAAGUUAAGUGUUUCAUUUGCUAAUACUGUUCACAAAAAGAUUCUUGCACACAACUAAACAAUCUCUGCACUAAUCCAGACUGUUUGCAACACAAAUCACAUUGACAUAGACUCAUUAACAAAUAGGCUUUCAACAGACCUACACCCAAACAGGCAUCUCAAAGUUCCUGCUUCUUUUCCUUUGUCUUUGUCCUGACCACACAGUCAGACAAACACCUCCCCCGAUCUGAAGCCUUUGAUUUGGCCAUCUUGUAGUUCUCUGUUGUCAGCCAUUUUGUUUUGUAGGCCAAACGGCUCUUUGAUCACUAGACCCGCCUUUGUCUUUCUCUCUCUCUCUCUCUCUUGCGCACAAACACACACACACACACACACACACACACACACAUCAAGCUUGUAUAUAGUUAGUUAGAAUUUGUGUGUUUUGGUUUUGCUUUGCUACUUUGUGAAUAAAUAUAAUUCUUUGCAAUCGUA
This is a messenger RNA of Epinephelus moara (kelp grouper), 4178 nucleotides long. RefSeq names its product Na(+)/H(+) exchange regulatory cofactor NHE-RF3-like. Bases 383 to 1612 code for a protein of 409 amino acids. The transcript is spliced from 10 exons. Gene Ontology annotation, cellular component: apical plasma membrane. The record is from RefSeq and is a predicted model, not a curated record. Gene Ontology annotation, molecular function: protein-membrane adaptor activity; signaling receptor binding. NCBI's taxonomy places the organism in Eukaryota, Metazoa, Chordata, Actinopteri, Perciformes, Serranidae. Gene Ontology annotation, biological process: protein localization to plasma membrane.